AGUCCCGCACGACCCGUCCCUUAAAUUUGUCGCACCCCGCUCUCCACGCAACAGUCAUGGAAGGAGGCUCGAUUCGGAGCACGAGUUCGGACGACGUUUCGUUCGCGGGGGAGAGUCGGCAGUGCUGUCCCGAGGGCACCAACAACCCGGCCUACAAGAAGGGACGAAGGAUCCAGCUCCUCCAGAUGCUCAUCCUCCCUUUCAUCCCCAUCCUGGCGCUCAUCGUCCAGACGGCCGUCUCCCUCCGGGUCCUCGUCAAGCACCGACAAGAAAUGGCCGACAUCGAUUCCCAGGUGACUGUUGCGACCGAGCUGGGUAAAAUAGUGACACAUAUUCAAGAAGAGCGUUCGGAGGUUGCUUUUUUCAUCUACACGAAUGGAAGCACAUACAGGAAAAACCUAACAGAGAGGUAUGAUGCGACCGAUUCAGUUUUGCUGAAUAUGAGCAUAUGGCCGUCUGUUUUUCAUUUACACUCUGAAAACGGCUCUCAAUUCACACUCAUCAGGAACAAAUCCGAAUUUCAGAUGGAACUUUCCCAAUUCAGGGACACGAUUUCUGAAGGCAACAAGGAUAGGAUUUUGCGAUGGUACACAUCGGUCAAUGCCGCGAUGCUGACUCACUUGACGAAUCAUAUCAAGGAAGCAGACACUAAUGGAGUGUGGAGGUAA
This is a messenger RNA of Bemisia tabaci, 668 nucleotides long. Lineage: Eukaryota; Metazoa; Arthropoda; Insecta; Hemiptera; Aleyrodidae. The record is from RefSeq and is a predicted model, not a curated record.